Messenger RNA from Eutrema salsugineum, 1284 nucleotides. RefSeq lists its product as uncharacterized. The transcript has 3 exons. Lineage: Eukaryota; Viridiplantae; Streptophyta; Magnoliopsida; Brassicales; Brassicaceae. The record is from RefSeq and is a predicted model, not a curated record. The coding region runs from base 1 to 1284 and encodes 427 amino acids.
AUGCCGGAUAGAAGAACUUCUGAUGCCGACCUGUGGACGCUAUCCCAAGGACCGAACGAACCGCUUCGGGAUUACAUGGCAAGGUUCAAGGCGGUCGUAUCCAAAAUUGAAGGAAUAAGCGACAAGACUGCACUCGAGGCUCUGAAACGGUCUUUGUGGUUCAAAUCCGAAUUCCGACGGGAAAUGGCACUCAACACGCCACAAACGAUUCAAGAUGCCUUGCAUCAGUCAUCAGACUUCGUCGUAAACGAGGAAGAGAUGAAAAAUCUGGACGAGCAGUACGAAGCAACGAAAGCAGCGAUCCACAGCUCAAUUUUGAUGCGCCCCCCGAAGAAAGGGAACCCAUCAAACAACGCAACAACGCAGAGCUCGGACGAACCUGGAAGCGGUGGUGCCCAUAACUACCAAGUAGGCACUGGACGCGGAAGAGGAGAGCUGCGCAACAACACUUGGGUAAGAAGGCCUACCAGCUAUGACGAAAAGGCAUUCUGCGAGUAUCACCAGACCUACGGGUAUUCAACGGCACAAUGCCGAACUCUAGGAGAAAAACUCGCAGCUAAGAUGGCGGCAAGAGAGCUUCAGAACACGGUUAACCUCAAAGACCUCGUCCCUAAUAAACCAAAAGAAGGAGCCGAGCCGAGCGGCGCGGCAGAACCCGCAAAUCCUCCCCGACGGGGCGAUAACACCAAGCGCGACAGGAGAGGCGAACCCGAAGAGCGACCCGCGCCGAGGCAAAGGAUCAACAUGAUCAUGGGUGGAUCUCAAUAUUACCAAGACACGGUGUCCUCUAAGCUUAUUAGCGCCGAGCCGAAGCGAAGGAAAAUUGGACAGAACCGACCGAUAUCCCGAAUAUGGGAUCACGAUGUAGCGAGGGUGCUCAUCGAUACUGGGAGCUCAGUAGACGUCAUUUUCAGGGAGACACUCAGAAGGAUGGGAAUCGAUCUCGCCGAGCUGGCGGGAACGAUUAGGCUCCCAGUGGUAGCUGGCGGAGUCACUAGGAUCGUCAAAUUUUGCGUCACCGAUUACCCAGCAAUCUACAAUGUGAUUAUGGGAACUCCAUGGAUCAACGCGAUGAGGGCGGUCCCUUCCACCUAUCACCUCUGCCUCAAAUUCCCGACUCCAGCAGGCAUCAAAACGAUCUGGGGAAAUCAGAAGGAGUCGCGAAUGUGCUGCUUAGCGGAGCACAAGCUGAGGAACCCCGUCACCGACGCACGAGCAGACAUAGAUCAUAAAAAGAUGAAGACAGACCGAGAGCCUGCGAACGAGCUCUCGAAACUCUUAUAG